AUGAAGACAUCUUUCAGUGACGCAUAUCCGAGUCUACAUGAGGAAUUGUGUCUGAAAAGUGGUGUUGAGUACCGCUUACUCUAUGAGAAUGAGUUGAACGUUUUCACUAGCGACGCAGUUGGUCAGAAAUGUCACCAGUUUCCCCCUAUUUUAUUCCCGCUUCUUAAUGAUAUACCAUGGACCCCGAAAAUCUGGUGGCGAACUGUUCAGGACCACAAAGAAUUACGCACGAAUGGUAUGCAGUCAUUCCGGUCGUUCCGCAUAUCGAUGCACUCGCAAGUUGGGGAAGCCCUGUGGGAUUGCGAUAAAAUACUUGAAGUCGUUGAUAAAUCGAAAAGUAUUCUUUGCAUGCAUUUAGAAAAGAUCAAGAGCGAGCUUGAAGGUGCACGUGAGCAGACACAGAUGCCUAUACGCUUCACAAUCUAUGCUAAAAAACAGUCGUUCGCUCUACUUCCUUUCAUGAAUGAAACGACGGAUAAGGUCAUGAUGAAGAGCGUAUGUGAAAUGGCUGACCGUGCAACAAAGGAACUGGAAAAUUGCAUAGCUUUCUUGAACCAGUCCUUGAACUCUGCAUCAGUAUGCUUGUCUGAGCUGGAAGCAAUUUCUUUGGAAGCCAUCGAGAUUCCGGGAGUAGAAGAGGAGCUGAAUGAUAUUUUGAACGAAGAUCCAUCCUCCGAAGUCUUCUCGUACGAAAAAAGUUUGGCCAGUCAGUGCAUUGCGCGGAGAGCCGACUUAGCAGCUCAGCUUUGUAAUAACACCAAAAGUUCGGUAGUGCGUGUGCUACUGAGAACAGCACGGUUUGUGGUGGACAUCUCUGUAGAAAUGGCAAAAUAUCGCAAUUAUAUCGAUGAUUACAUUGCACUGAUAGAAAGGCCAUUUCAGGAAAUGAAGCGCUGUGUAGAGAGAAUGCAGGCUGAACACAAUUUAGAUGACCGUAGUUUCCAGAAGGCUCUACGAUAUUAUGAGCGACCAGCUAACAUUGUUGCUCAAGCACGCUUGAUUCGAGAGAAAGUUUCGCAAGUUUUCGAUAUGCUACAACAAGUGGAUGGAUCCAAGUAAGU
Molecule: messenger RNA, 1061 nt
Organism: Cylicostephanus goldi
Lineage: Eukaryota; Metazoa; Nematoda; Chromadorea; Rhabditida; Strongylidae
Source: the annotation of a GenBank genome assembly